Messenger RNA from Erinaceus europaeus (western European hedgehog), 1266 nucleotides. RefSeq names its product high mobility group nucleosome binding domain 1 (gene HMGN1). The transcript has 6 exons. Gene Ontology annotation, molecular function: nucleosomal DNA binding. Lineage: Eukaryota; Metazoa; Chordata; Mammalia; Eulipotyphla; Erinaceidae. The coding region runs from base 183 to 491 and encodes 102 amino acids. The record is from RefSeq and is a predicted model, not a curated record. Gene Ontology annotation, cellular component: nucleus; chromatin. Gene Ontology annotation, biological process: chromatin organization.
UGGGGGGAACGCGCGGGGAAGGCGGAGGAGGGGGCGGGCUCGCAAUCCGGUUCCAUCCGGUUCUCCCACCGCCCCCGCCGCGGGUCGCAGCUUCUCCGGUGGCGGCUGUAGCCGGACAGCGCAGCUCGGCGGAAGCUCUCGGCGCGCCGCCCGCCCGCCCGCCCGCAAUCCCAGGCGCCACGAUGCCCAAGAGGAAGGUGAGCUCGGCCGAGGGGGCCGCCAAGGAGGAGCCCAAGCGGAGGUCGGCGCGGCUGUCUGCGAAACCCGCGCCGCCCGCCAAGGUGGAAGCGAAGCCCAAGAAGGCGGCCGCCAAGGACAAAGCUCCGGACAGGAAGGUGCCGGCAAAAGGGAAGCGGGGAGCCAAGGGGAAGGCGGCGGAGGUGGCCAACCAGGAGGCGAAGGAGGACGUCCCUGCGGAGAACGGAGAGGCCAAGAGCCAGGAGAGUCCAGUCUCUGACGCAGCAGGAGAGAAAGAGGCCAAGGCUGACUGAGCGCACCGACCGAGUUUCACCAGGGAUCCCCUUUUCCCUUCUUGUACAAUCCAGAGGAAUAUUUUUAUCAACUAUUUUGUAAAUGCAAGUUUUUUAGUAGCUCUAGAAACAUUUUUAAGGAGGGAAUCCCACCUCAUCCCAUUUUUUAAGUGUAAAUGCUUUUUUUUAAGAGGUGAAAUCAUUGCUGGUUGUUUAUUUUUGGGUACAACCAGAAAAUAGUGGGGUAUUGUAUCUGGGAGGCUCUGAUUGUCUGGGCGGCCGCCUGACAUUCCAUAGAUGGGGCUAGUUUUUAUAUCUUGUUCUGCAAAUAUUUACUAAUUGGCCAUGUGGAGUCAAAAGACACACAUCUGUUUGUCCCGAGCAUUCAGGAUCACUUCUUGUCCCGUGUUGUUUUGGGUAGGCUGUUUCCUAAAGAAAACCACUCCUCGGCCUCGCUUUCCAUCAGAAUUCCAUUCCUGCACUUGAUGUGACAUCUGUGGUCUUGGUAAUUCCAGUUGUCCCUGUAACUUUGUCAACGUGCUGUGAGAAGUGCAGGUGGAGUGUGUCGUGUACAUGCUACUAAUUGUGAACCCGCGGGCCUGGACGCUGUCACAGCUCACCAGCAUCUGCAGAUGCUGCCACUUGAUGCCAGCUGAGGAAGGUUGACCUCCAGGAUGGGAGCUGGGCAGUCACUGGAUGACUUGAGUGUGUCGCGACGACUAGGCCUGCGUUCGUGCAUCGAGAAUUGUGUACAAACUGCACUGUUGUUCAGAUACCAAUAAAAUGUUAUCAGGAA